CAAGCGGAUGCUAUAAAAAGGUUAUUAGGGUUUCGGACUUGCACUAUUUCAUCAGCACCCAACAUUUUUGCUGCGGGAAGAAAAAUCCAACGAAGAGAAAUGGCACGGAUCAAGGUGCACGAGCUCCGGCAGAAGAACAAGGCGGAGCUGUUGGCGCAGCUGAACGAUCUGAAGGCGGAGCUGUCGUUGCUGCGGGUGGCGAAGGUGACCGGCGGCGCUCCGAACAAGCUAUCGAAGAUCAAGGUGGUUAGACUAUCGAUUGCGCAGGUGCUGACCGUGAUUUCGCAGAAGCAGAAAUCCGCUCUGCGUGAAGUGUACAAGAAUAAGAAGUAUGUGCCGCUUGAUCUCCGCCCUAAGAAGACCAGAGCUAUCCGCCGCCGCCUCACAAAGCACCAGGCAUCUUUGAAGACGGAGAAGCAGAAGAAGAAAGACAUGUACUUCCCCUUGAGGAAAUAUGCUAUUAAAGUUUAAGUUGUUUUUGUACUGAAGGCCAAAUUUUGAAGACGAUCUAAAUCUUGUGUGCAAUCGAAUUUUUAGAUUUCUGGAUUUUUUUUCAAAGAUAUUGUGAUAUUAAGUACGAAGUUGAGUGAUGUUUGGUUAUUUUAUAUCCAUGAUUUUACUUAA
Erythranthe guttata (spotted monkey flower) is the source of this 624-nucleotide messenger RNA. Its product is annotated as large ribosomal subunit protein uL29. Gene Ontology annotation, cellular component: cytosolic large ribosomal subunit; ribosome. Gene Ontology annotation, molecular function: structural constituent of ribosome; mRNA binding. NCBI's taxonomy places the organism in Eukaryota, Viridiplantae, Streptophyta, Magnoliopsida, Lamiales, Phrymaceae. The record is from RefSeq and is a predicted model, not a curated record. Gene Ontology annotation, biological process: maturation of LSU-rRNA from tricistronic rRNA transcript (SSU-rRNA, 5.8S rRNA, LSU-rRNA); translation.